Molecule: messenger RNA, 1842 nt
Organism: Ipomoea triloba (trilobed morning glory)
Lineage: Eukaryota; Viridiplantae; Streptophyta; Magnoliopsida; Solanales; Convolvulaceae
Product: probable serine/threonine-protein kinase PIX7
Exons: 7
Coding region: 128-1567 (479 amino acids)
Biological process (GO): protein phosphorylation
Molecular function (GO): ATP binding; protein kinase activity
Source: RefSeq, a predicted model, not a curated record
UCCUUUCGAUUAUAGGCUUCUUUUGCCUAACCGAAUUCCCAGUUUUGUUCAUUUUUUUGGUUCAAAAGUGUUGUUUGUUUUAUCGUUUUGGGGGUUUGCAGAUAUUUGCAGGAAUUUCGUGUUUGAGAUGUCAAGAAGGAGAAUGAGCUCGGCUUCUCGGAAUGCCAAUGGGAGAGGCUUGGAAUUGGAGAAAUCUAAGGAGAGAAUGGAGAAGAAAGAGGAUGGGGGUGAUGGUAAACAGAAGAAGGGCUGUUUUGCGUUUCUGGGUUGGUGUGCAUCGCCAAGGCCUCAUGCUGAGAGUUCUGCCAGUGGGUCUGUUGCAAAAUGUGAUACCGAAACCAAAUCUUCAAAUGAUGCCUGCAGAGACCCCCCAGCUGCUGUGGUUAUAUCGUCUUCAGCUACAAGUAAUGUGGAGACUGCUCCAUCAACUCCUUACAUAAGUGAGGAAUUGAAAGUUGCCUCUCAGCUUCGAAAGUUUUCUUUUGCUGAGCUCAAGUCUGCAACCAAGGGCUUCAAAUCUGAAUAUAUUCUCGGUCAAGGUGGCUUCGGGUGUGUUUAUAAAUGUUGGGUCAAUGAGAUUGAAGCCACGUCAGCGAGGCCUGGCUCAGGGAUCCCUGCUGCAGUGAAGACUCUCAAUCAGGAUGGACUUCAGGGUCACAAGGAGUGGCUUGCUGAAGUUCAUUUUCUCGGUGACCUCCAACAUCCACAUUUGGUAAAAUUAAUAGGAUAUUGCAUGGAGGAUGAUCAAAGAAUGCUAGUCUACGAGUUUAUGCCGCGUGGAAGUUUGGAAAAUCACUUAUUCAAAAGGUCCCUGCCUCUUCCAUGGAAUAUCAGAAUGAAAAUCGCAUAUGGUGCUGCAAAGGGCCUUGCCUUCCUCCAUGAAGAAGCUGAAAGGCCUGUUAUAUAUCGGGAUUUUAAAGCAUCUAACGUCUUAUUGGAUGUGGAUUACAAUGCAAAGCUUUCUGAUUUUGGACUCGCCAAAGAUGGUCCCGAGGGAGAUAAGACUCACGUAUCAACCCGAGUCAUGGGAACCUAUGGCUAUGCUGCUCCUGAGUAUGUCAUGACUGGACAUUUGACAUCGAAAAGUGAUGUCUACAGUUUUGGAGUGGUUUUCCUUGAGAUGCUGACUGGGAGGAGGUCCAUGGACAAGACGAGGCCACAUGGGGAGCACAACUUGGUGGAAUGGGCGAGGCCAUACCUAUCUGACAGGCACAGGUUUUACCAUCUGAUAGACCCACGCCUCGAGGGCCGCUUCUCAAUGAAGGCAGCUCGAAAGGCAGCCGAGCUGGCUGCUGGCUGCCUUCGUCGUGACCCAAAAGCCCGGCCUUUGAUGAGCGAGGUCGUUGAGAGGCUGAGGCCUUUGCCUCACCUGAAAGACAUGGCCUGUGAGUCCCCCUACUUUCAUGUCAUCCCGGGAAGGCCGGUUAACGCCUGUAAUGGGAACAGAAUGCAGGCGGGAUCGUCAUCGAGGGGCAGGCGCCACUCGUUGCAAAGCGCCCCUCCUCGGGCUUCCCCUUCUAACCAUCCCGGCCCUCAUCAAUCACCAAAGCCCAGAAAUGGGUCUUAGUUUUGAUGUUUGAACAUGUUUGUUUUCUUGCUUUUUCUCCCCCCAAUUUUGAGUAUCUGCUGAAGGGCUUUCUGUCUGGUUUAAUGGUGGGGAGAAGUAAAAAAAAUAUAGAGAAAAGUGAUGUGCAGGUUAUGUGCAGGGUGUAGAAUUUUAGAUAUGAAAAUGAUUUGUUAGGCCUUUUGAUGCAAAGUGUAAUUAACUUUCGAUGCAAACUGUAAUUAACUUGAAUUAUUUUUCCUUUUUUCAUAUAAACAGUAGGUUUUUUCCAGAAUGCA